Molecule: messenger RNA, 2316 nt
Organism: Carica papaya (papaya)
Lineage: Eukaryota; Viridiplantae; Streptophyta; Magnoliopsida; Brassicales; Caricaceae
Source: RefSeq, a predicted model, not a curated record
AUGGAUUCCAUAACUGAUUUACACGAUGAUCUUUCUCAAGUUCUGAAAUCUAUCAAAGAAUCACCUCAGACUGAGGGGAGUUUUAUGGGCACUGAAUUGGGUAAGUUAUGUGAUGAUUUCAAUUACAUCAAGCAGACAAUUACCAAGUUCAGAAGUUAUGAAGAAACCCUGGGCAAAUCAGUGGUACCUCUUCAUGGCAAAAUCAAGGAGCUUCUAUCUUUUGCUGUAUUCCCAGAGAAUGCAGUGAUUAAGAAAAGACUUCUGAUGCAUUGGUGGAUUGGAGAGUGCUUUGUUAACCCUUCAGCAUUUGGAGAAAAUGUUGAUGAAAUUCUUGAGAAAUUCAUGAAGAAGGGACUUAUUCAGCCUGUUUAUGAGAAGGCCAAGCUACGGCCUAACAGCUUUAAGAUGCUCCCCACCGUGCGUUCUUCGGUUAUUGUCAUUGCUAAGGAAGUUGGAUUCUUUGAGUUUGAUGAUAAUGGAAACCCAACAAUGGAAGUUUCAUUUUGGAACAAGGCAUGCUUAAGGGCAACCAAAGAGGACUUAUCCCUGCAGGUUCCAAACAAAUUGGAGUCUCUAGAAACAUUGUUUAAUGUCAGCGAACGGUUCCCUGAUUUCACUUUCAAGUGGCUUUCCAAAAUGAGUAACCUCAAAGUUCUUUACUUGGGAAGAUGGGAGAGCACCGCGCAGCGCCACAUUGAAGUGGAAGACACUGCCUUCUUGAAAGACUUGAGAGGAAUGAAACAACUAAGGCUUCUCAGUUUUCAAGGAAUCUCCAGGAUUGAAGAGCUUCACAGUUCCAUUUGCAAGCUCUCCGAUUUGACCAUCUUGGAUCUUAGGGCCUGUUACAAUCUGGAGACUCUUCCAGAAAGGAUAGACUUACUGAAGAAUCUGACCCACUUGGAUAUCUCAGAAUGCUAUCAGCUAGAUCGUAUCCCCAAGAAGCUGUCCUCAUUGUCAAACCUCCAAGUCCUUCAAGGGUUUGUAAUUAGUGAUGCUGAAAAGGGAAGCACAUGUACAUUAGAUGAGUUAUCUGGGUUGAAAAGUUUGAGGAAACUCAGCAUCAAUAUAAAUACAGACGGUUUUGGGUUGAAACAACUGAUAAGUGCUCUAAAAGGCUUCCAAGGGCUUCAGAGUCUCAAAGUAGCAUGGGGUGGAAGACUCUCACAGGCCAAACCAGAUAACAAUCAGGAGAAUGAUGACAAGAAAAAGGAAACGCUUAAAAGUCAGGAGAAGAAAGAUGAUCCAGCCAGAUCCACCACAAAUCAGGAAAGAACUCCAGGUAACAGGAAGAAAGGUAAUACGGCAGGAAUGGCUAUUGAAAACCAACUAAAGGAUGCAGAGAAGAAGAGGCAGGAAAGUGCAGUCCUAAACCAGGAGAAGAGGAUUGAUAACAGGGAAAAAAAAGGGAGUAGUACAGAAGCUGUUGGCGGUCGCUCGGACAGGAAAGUAGACAAUGAAAUUCAAGAAAUCGCCGAAGCAGAAUCAGCAGCAAGAAACCAGGACAAAGGUGAGACUAGCGCUGGAAAAUCAAUGGAUAUCAAGCUGGAAAAGGGGAUUGGCAUGGAGAAAGCAGUAGCUGCUGAAGAGGGUAAGAAAAAGAAGAAGGUGGGAAUUGCUGAAGGAGAACCAAAGACCGGAAACCAGGAUAACAACAGAGGAGAAAACAAAAAGCCUACAAGUCGUACCCAACUAGGAAAAUCACUCUCCAAAAGAAAAAGUUUCCACCGAUAUUUUAGCAUUGAUAAGCAAGAAAAAGAUGAGGAUAGACUUCCAGCCAACCUCCAGAAACUGGAUCUUGAGUGUUUUCCAGAAGAAAAAGCUCCCGACUGGUUGAUGCCUGUAAAUCUAAGGGGUCUAAAAAGGCUAUACAUCAGAGGAGGAGGACUGAGAAGUUUAGGUGAAAUCCCAAAGAGAGGGGAAAGCAAAUGCAGUGUUGAAAUUUUACGCUUGAAGUACUUGAGUGGGUUAAAGUUGAAUUGGAUUGAGUUGAAGGCAUUAUUUCCCGAAUUGACAUUCUUGGAGGAAUCCGGGUGCCCAAACAUCACAUUCUGCCCUGGUGAUGGAUAUGGAGUUUGGCAGUUGCAGAAAAAAGCAGAGUCAGAGAAAUUGUAAGAAAUAAUGCUUCUUUCUUGUUUUCCAGCCUAGUGUUGUUGAAAUAUAAUUCAAAGUUUGAACAGAGUCUUUUUCUUAAACAAGUUUCUUUUACAGUUACAAAUAAGUAGCAGAGUAGUUGUGUGAUUUGAUGAAGGUUUUUUUUUAAGCUCUGUUUGUUAUAUAUAAGCCAAUAUAUAGAGGCUUUUUUUUCUUGUUUUAUAC